Molecule: messenger RNA, 5979 nt
Organism: Phacochoerus africanus (Common warthog)
Lineage: Eukaryota; Metazoa; Chordata; Mammalia; Artiodactyla; Suidae
Gene: NRXN2
Product: neurexin 2
Exons: 22
Coding region: 481-4920 (1479 amino acids)
Source: RefSeq, a predicted model, not a curated record
AGUCGGUGUUGCAGGGAUGCGGCGGCGGGAGCAGCCGCCCUGACUCGGGGAGCAUCCUCCUUCGAGCGGCACCGCGGCUGGGCGGGUGGACCGGCAGGCGGGCGGGGACGCCGUGGGGAGCGAGAGAGGCGCGAGGCCGGCCGACACCGCUAGCCUUGGCUCUACUACCCGCCGGAGACGGGGAGGCCCCGGGGCUCUGAUCACCACCCUCCAGCUCCUGGUGCCCCUAGAACCAGGCCUCCCUCCCCCAUCUUCCGUCGGAGCCCGCACCGGGGGAGGGGCGCCUCCGCCGCAGCCCCGGGGAAGCCGGCACCCGGGCCUCUGCGCGCCUUGCCUGGCGGCCAAGCCCAUGGCACUGUGAGCCGGCGAGGGAGCCCCGCUCGGCGCGGGGGGCGCCCGGCCCCCUCCCCGCCCCAUGCACCCGCGGCUCUGAAGCCUGAGCGGGGCCGGGGGCCGGGCGGGGCCGGGGCCGCCAGAGGCAUGGCGCCCGGGAGCCCGUGGCGGCCGCCGUCGCUGCCGCUGCUGCUGUUGCUGACGCUGGCGGCGGGCGCGGGCGGCCUGGAGUUCGGAGGCGGUCCGGGGCAGUGGGCUCGCUACGCGCGCUGGGCCGGCGCUGCGAGCAGCGGCGAGCUCAGCUUCAGUCUGCGCACCAACGCCACGCGCGCGCUGCUGCUCUACCUGGACGACGGCGGCGACUGCGACUUCCUGGAGCUACUGCUGGUGGACGGGCGCCUGCGGCUGCGCUUCACGCUCUCGUGCGCCGAGCCCGCCACGCUGCAACUGGACACUCCAGUGGCCGACGACCGCUGGCACAUGGUGCUGUUGACCCGCGACGCACGCCGCACGGCCCUGGCGGUGGACGGAGAGGCCCGUGCCGCCGAGGUGCGCUCCAAGCGGCGGGAGAUGCAGGUGGCUAGCGACCUGUUCGUGGGAGGCAUCCCACCCGACGUGCGACUCUCGGCGCUCACGCUCAGCACAGUCAAGUACGAGCCGCCCUUCCGCGGCCUUCUGGCCAACCUGAAGCUGGGCGAGCGACCCCCCGCGCUGCUGGGCAGCCAGGGCUUGCGCGGCGCCGCUGCCGACCCGCUGUGCGCCCCCGCGCGCAACCCCUGUGCCAACGGUGGCCUCUGCACCGUGCUGGCCCCCGGCGAGGUGGGCUGCGACUGCAGCCACACGGGCUUCGGCGGCAAGUUCUGCAGCGAAGAGGAGCACCCCAUGGAAGGUCCGGCUCACCUGACGUUAAACAGCGAAGUAGGGUCCUUACUGUUCUCCGAGGGGGGGGCCGGGAGAGGAGGAGCCGGCGAUGUGCACCAGCCGACAAAAGGCAAGGAGGAGUUUGUGGCAACCUUCAAAGGCAAUGAGUUCUUCUGCUACGACCUGUCACACAACCCGAUCCAGAGCAGCACGGACGAGAUCACGCUGGCCUUUCGCACCCUGCAGCGCAACGGGCUGAUGCUGCACACGGGCAAGUCAGCCGACUACGUCAACCUCUCCCUCAAGUCCGGGGCCGUCUGGCUGGUUAUCAACCUGGGCUCGGGAGCCUUUGAGGCCCUUGUGGAACCCGUCAAUGGCAAGUUCAACGACAACGCCUGGCACGACGUCCGGGUCACCCGAAACCUGCGCCAGCACGCAGGCAUUGGACACGCUAUGGUGACCAUCUCCGUGGACGGGAUCCUGACCACCACAGGCUACACGCAGGAGGAUUACACCAUGCUGGGCUCUGACGACUUCUUCUACAUCGGGGGCAGCCCCAACACGGCCGACCUGCCGGGCUCGCCCGUCAGCAACAACUUCAUGGGCUGCCUCAAGGAUGUGGUCUAUAAGAAUAACGACUUCAAGCUGGAACUGUCCCGCCUGGCAAAGGAAGGAGACCCCAAGAUGAAGCUGCAGGGGGACCUGUCAUUCCGCUGUGAGGACGUGGCGGCCCUGGACCCUGUGACCUUCGAGAGCCCUGAGGCCUUCGUGGCGCUGCCCCGCUGGAGCGCCAAGCGCACUGGCUCCAUCUCCCUGGACUUCCGCACCACUGAGCCCAACGGGCUGCUGCUCUUCAGCCAGGGCCGGCGGGCCGGGGCCGGGGCCGGCAGCCACAGCACUGCCCAGAGGGCCGACUACUUUGCCAUGGAGCUGUUGGACGGCUACCUCUACCUUCUGCUGGACAUGGGCUCAGGGGGCAUCAAGCUUCGGGCCUCCAGCCGUAAGGUCAAUGACGGCGAGUGGUGCCACGUGGACUUCCAGAGGGACGGGCGCAAAGGCUCCAUCUCGGUGAACAGCCGCAGCACGCCCUUCUUGGCCACCGGGGAGAGCGAGAUCCUGGACCUGGAGAGCGAGCUCUACCUGGGCGGUCUCCCUGAGGGCGGGCGGGUGGACCUGCCCCUGCCCCCGGAGGUGUGGACGGCGGCACUCCGGGCCGGCUACGUGGGCUGCGUGCGGGACCUCUUCAUCGACGGGCGGAGCCGCGACCUCCGGGGCCUGGCGGAGGCGCAGGGGGCUGUGGGCGUGGCCCCCUUCUGCUCCCGGGAGACGCUGAAGCAGUGCGCCUCGGCUCCCUGCCGCAACGGGGGCCUCUGCCGAGAGGGCUGGAACCGCUUCGUCUGCGACUGCAUCGGGACCGGCUUCCUGGGGCGGGUGUGUGAGAGAGAGGCUACGGUCCUGAGCUACGACGGCUCCAUGUACAUGAAGAUCAUGCUGCCCAACGCCAUGCACACCGAGGCGGAGGACGUGUCUCUGCGUUUCAUGUCCCAGCGCGCCUACGGGCUCAUGAUGGCCACCACCUCCAGGGAGUCUGCUGACACCCUGCGUCUGGAGCUGGACGGGGGCCAGAUGAAGCUCACUGUCAACCUCGACUGCCUGCGCGUCGGCUGCGCACCCAGUAAAGGGCCUGAGACGCUCUUUGCGGGGCACAAGCUCAAUGACAACGAGUGGCACACAGUGAGGGUGGUGCGGCGUGGCAAGAGCCUGCAGCUGUCCGUGGACAACGUGACCGUGGAGGGACAGAUGGCCGGAGCCCACACGCGGCUGGAGUUCCACAACAUUGAGACGGGCAUCAUGACGGAGCGGCGUUUCAUCUCCGUGGUGCCCUCCAACUUCAUCGGGCACCUGAGCGGGCUGGUGUUCAAUGGCCAGCCCUACAUGGACCAGUGCAAGGACGGCGACAUCACCUACUGCGAGCUCAACGCUCGCUUUGGCCUGCGUGCCAUCGUGGCUGAUCCCGUCACCUUCAAGAGUCGCAGCAGCUACCUGGCGCUCGCCACGCUCCAAGCCUACGCCUCCAUGCACCUCUUCUUCCAGUUCAAGACCACGGCCCCCGACGGGCUCCUUCUGUUCAACUCGGGCAACGGCAACGACUUCAUUGUCAUCGAGCUGGUCAAGGGGUACAUCCACUACGUGUUUGACCUGGGGAAUGGCCCGUCCUUGAUGAAGGGGAACUCAGACAAACCAGUCAAUGACAACCAGUGGCACAACGUGGUGGUGUCCCGGGACCCAGGCAACGUGCACACGCUCAAGAUUGACUCCCGCACUGUCACGCAGCACUCCAAUGGCGCCCGAAACCUCGAUCUCAAAGGGGAGCUGUACAUUGGCGGUCUGAGCAAGAACAUGUUCAACAACCUGCCCAAGCUGGUGGCCUCCCGGGAUGGCUUUCAGGGCUGCCUGGCCUCGGUGGACCUCAACGGGCGCCUUCCGGACCUCAUCGCCGACGCCCUGCACCGCAUCGGGCAGGUGGAGAGGGGCUGUGAUGGCCCCAGCACCACCUGCACCGAAGAGUCUUGUGCCAACCAGGGCGUCUGCUUGCAGCAGUGGGACGGCUUCACCUGCGACUGCACCAUGACCUCCUACGGAGGCCCCGUCUGCAAUGACCCCGGGACCACAUACAUCUUUGGGAAAGGGGGGGCGCUCAUCACCUACACGUGGCCCCCCAAUGACCGGCCGAGCACGAGGAUGGACCGCCUGGCCGUGGGCUUCAGCACGCACCAGCGGAGCGCCGUGCUGGUGCGGGUGGACAGCGCCUCUGGCCUCGGGGACUACCUGCAGCUACACAUCGACCAGGGCACCGUGGGGGUGAUCUUUAACGUGGGCACGGAUGACAUUACCAUUGACGAGCCCAACGCCAUCGUGAGUGACGGCAAAUACCACGUGGUGCGCUUCACUCGAAGCGGCGGCAACGCCACCUUGCAGGUGGACAGCUGGCCAGUCAACGAGCGGUACCCGGCAGGCCGCCAGCUGACCAUCUUCAACAGCCAGGCUGCCAUCAAGAUCGGGGGCCGGGAUCAGGGCCGCCCCUUCCAGGGCCAGGUGUCCGGCCUCUACUACAAUGGGCUCAAGGUGCUGGCGCUGGCCGCCGAGAGCGACCCCAAUGUGCGGACUGAGGGCCACCUGCGCCUGGUGGGGGAGGGGCCGUCCGUGCUGCUCAGUGCGGAGACCACGGCCACCACCCUGCUGGCCGACAUGGCCACCACCAUCAUGGAGACCACCACCACCAUGGCCACCACCACCACGCGCCGGGGCCGCUCCCCCACGCUGAGGGACAGCACCACCCAGAACACAGAUGACCUCCUGGUGGCCUCGGCCGAGUGUCCGAGUGAUGACGAGGACCUGGAGGAGUGUGAGCCCAGUACUGCCAACCCCACGGGGCCUGGGGAGCGGGGCCCGCCGGGCGCAGUGGAGGUGAUCCGGGAGUCCAGCAGCACCACGGGCAUGGUGGUGGGCAUCGUGGCGGCCGCGGCGCUCUGCAUCCUCAUCCUCCUCUAUGCCAUGUACAAGUACCGCAACCGCGACGAGGGCUCCUACCAGGUGGACCAGAGCCGGAACUACAUCAGUAACUCGGCCCAGAGCAACGGGGCCGUGGUGAAAGAGAAGGCGCCGGCGGCCCCCAAGACGCCCAGCAAGGCCAAGAAGAACAAAGACAAGGAGUAUUACGUCUGAGCCUCCCCGGCACCGCGCCCCACUGCCAGCUGCCCCUCCCGGGAGGGCCCGGGAGGAGGGUGCGGCCUUCUCCUUGCCGGGCCCUGGGGACCUGCUCCCUGGCUGCCUCGGACUUCUCUCACGAAGAGGAAACGCAAAAAAAGAAAAAAGGAAAGGAAAACCCCGUGCUCGUCCCCUUCCUCCUGCCGUCUGUCUGGCGCCGAGUCAUGGUCCGUCCUGGGGCUGUCCGUCCCUCUUAGCUCUGCGCCCGGCGGGCAGGGCACGUGCUCACAGCCCUGGGUUGAUUUAUUUUUUUAAGGGGGGUAGUUUUAUUUUGGUGGGGUUGGGCGGGAAGGAAGGCUGGGGGUUUUGUACAGUGUCCACUACUCGUCCUGUUCAUUUUCCUCCAUUUUUCUUCUUCCUCCCGCUGUCCCUCUUGCCUUCCUUCUCUUCCCAAGACCUCCAGUCCCCACCCCAGGCUUGCUGUGUCUCUCUGUCCCCACCCUCCUUCCCCGUUGAUCCUCUUGUGUGUGUCUGGUUUCUCCCUUCCUUUCCUCCCUUUGGGUUUCCAGAGUCGGUGGGAGAAGGGCGGGAGGGGGGGGCGGAGCGGCCCGGAGUGGGCGGGGCGAGGCGGGGCAGGGGGAGGCCCCAGACCUUUGGCUCCGCCCACCAGGAGGAGGUGCCUGCCGGGUGCCGCCCAGGGAAGGGGCUCCGGCCUGGGAAGAGCUGUUCUGCUGUGUGCCGCCGGGCGACGUGCAUUGAUGGGGAAGCUGCUGGAGGAGCAGGGUGGGGGGCGGGUGGGAGGGGAAAGGCAAAUGCAGAUAUAUAUUGAAGACAAAUAAUCUAGAUACCGCAAGCAGCGGCCUGUGGCACCCAUUGGGCGCGGGCAGCAGGGAAGAGAAGGAGCCAGGCAUUGCCCGUGGACUGCUGGGGUCACUUCUCUGCCCACAGGCUCCCUGCUCCCCCAGUUUUUUUUUUUUUUUUUUUUUUCCUCUUUGUUAACAAAUGUGUCUGAGUCUUGGAAAACACCCCAACCCCGGAAAUGUGUGGGAAAAGAAAACAAAAACUUUCCAAAUCCAA